CUCAGCCUUCGCGAGUCGGCGGCGGCAGUAUUGAAGGUUUCGGAUGGGGACGAAAAAAGGGAGUUGGCUUCGUCCUCAUUUUCCCCGUGUGAAUCGACGUGAGAUUGAUUCCAUGGCGUCAAGUUUUACAGUUCUGAUCCUAGGGCCUUGUUAGACCCGACCGUUUCGCUCAUUGCCGUUUGGCUGCUGUUUUUUUUGUGUCCUUCCCUUCGUCGUAUAGAAUUCUUGCCACCACCGUCGGCUCAACCAAAGGCCACGGUUACCUCCGUUUUCCAGCGCUCGACCUGGCAAGUUCGGGAGGGGACAUCCGCGGAACGUGCGCGCCAUCCAGGCACCCGUCCCGUAGCCUCCGUUUUGGUCCAACAUCCAGCUGUCCUGUCGAAUUACUUCGCGCCGCGUCCAACAAGCCCUCGCCCAUCUCAACCUUCUUCCCAUGUGCAACAUAGUCACCAGAAUAGACAUAGGCCUCUGAGACCGAGUAUUAUUACCACCUGUGUACAACUACCAACUUCAACCGCAACAGCGCACCGCAUAUCACCAGCUGUUAUAGCGCCCCGUCCUCGACACCGACCCCACCCUCUUGGACGACGAGCCGCCGACCCCUCUCCGUUCCCCGAGAUCGUUUGCGCACAGGACCCAUGAGUACCCGGUCAAGAAGAAACAAGUCUCCGAAGCUCGGCUUAGUGACCAGCGCGGAACCAGCCAGCAACGGCAGCGCGUCGGGCAGCAUCAAGACAAACGGCGGCGCCAUGAACGCCGGCGUCGAGUACCGGCGCAAGGGGCCGGCGCAGGACUCGGACGUGGUGACGGCCAACCUCAUGGCGCGCGAGGACUUCUCGCUCGACGAGCCCGUCCCCAAGACUCCCAUGCUCAACAACCACGGCUUCCUGGAGCUGCCGCUGCACGACCAGCGCAACUUCGGCCUGCUGGUGCUGCUCUACUUCCUGCAGGGCGUGCCCAUGGGCCUGGCCACGGGCUCGGUCCCCUUCCUGCUCAAGGACCACAUGUCGUACAGCCAGAUCGGCAUCUUCAGCCUGGCGUCGUACCCCUACUCGCUCAAGCUCUUCUGGAGCCCCAUCGUCGACGCCGUGUGGAGCCCCCGGCUCGGCCGCCGCAAGAGCUGGAUCCUGCCCAUCCAGGUGCUCUCGGGCAUCGGCAUGCUCUGGCUGGGCUCCACGGUCGAGGACAUGAUGGCCCGCACGGGGCAGCCGGGCGGCCCCACGGUCUGGGGCUUCACGGGCUGGUGGUUCUUCCUCGUGCUCAUGUGCGCCACCCAGGACAUCGCCGUCGACGGCUGGGCCCUGACCCUGCUCACGCCGGGCAACAUCUCGUACGCGUCCACGGCGCAGACGGUCGGGCUCACGGCGGGCCAGUUCCUGUCCUAUACCGUCUUCCUGGCCUUCAACUCCAAGGACUUUGCCAACAAGUGGUUCCGCACCGAGCCGCUCGAGCACGGCCUCCUCAGCCUGGGCGGCUACCUGACCUUCUGGGGCUGGGCCUUCAUCGUGGUGACGGUGGGGCUGGCGCUGCUCAAGCGUGAGGAGCGCACGCGCAACGAGGACGGCGUCUGGGACGUCUACCGCAUCAUGUGGGGCGUGCUCAAGCUGCGCCACGUCCAGACCAUCAUCGCCGUCCACCUGAUCGCCAAGAUUGGCUUCCAGGCCAACGAUGCCGUCACCAACCUCAAGCUGCUCGACAAGGGUUUCGGCACCGACAACAUGGCGCUGACCGUCCUCAUCGACUUCCCCUUCGAGAUCGGCCUGGGCUACUACGCCGGCAAGUGGUCCCAAGAGUACACGCCCAUGCGGCUGUGGUGCUGGGCCUUUGUGGGCCGCCUGAUGGCUGCCAUUGGUGCCCAGUUUACCGUCUUCAUCUUCCCCGCGGGCGGCGUGACGCCUUGGUACAUGCUGCUUGUCAUUGCCGAGCACAUAUUCUCGACUUUUACAAACACGGUCAUGUUUGUUGCCGUCUCGGCCUUCCACGCCAAGAUUGCGGACCCCGUGAUUGGGGGCACCUACAUGACACUGCUUGCGACUGUAUGCAAUCUUGGCGGGACGUUCCCGCGCUACUUUGUGCUCCGGCUCGUCGACGCCUUCACGGCGGCGACGUGUUACCCGGCGGCCAAGCUGACGGAGCUGGACACGAGCAAGCUCAAGGGCCCGCUGGUGACGCAGCCCUUCAGCUGCGCCGUCCAGGCCGAGAAGGAGCGGUGCCUGGCGGGCGGCGGCACGUGCGAGAUGGUGCGCGACGGUUACAACAUCGUCAACAUCAUCUGCGUGGCCGUCGGCAUCAUCACCUUUGUGACCUUUAUCCGGCCGAGGAUGUUGCAUCUGCAGAGCCUGCCGUUGAGGGCGUGGAGGCUGGCCACCAACGGCAACGGCAAGUGAGUCGGCCUUGUUGUUUUUUUUUUUGUUUUUUUUUUGGGCGGCAGGUGCUAUCUGUUCGUUUAGAAACCCUGUACCUGAUCCUCUGGCUGUAGAUCUAGACAACUUUUUUGAUCUCGUAAUACGAAACAGCUGCGUUGAAGAUGGUA
Messenger RNA from Gaeumannomyces tritici R3-111a-1, 2533 nucleotides. Its product is annotated as acetyl-coenzyme A transporter 1. NCBI's taxonomy places the organism in Eukaryota, Fungi, Ascomycota, Sordariomycetes, Magnaporthales, Magnaporthaceae. Gene Ontology annotation, molecular function: acetyl-CoA transmembrane transporter activity. The transcript is spliced from 2 exons. The record is from RefSeq and is a predicted model, not a curated record. Gene Ontology annotation, cellular component: membrane. Bases 639 to 2387 code for a protein of 582 amino acids.